UGGAGCAGCUGGGAGGUGUACGCCAAAGACCCCGCUAAUGAAGAUAUGUUACGCAUUGUGAGUUUCAAGGUGCCAAGCGGGUGUCUUUGUGAUUCCGAUGCCGAGAACAUUGAAGACCGGAAGCUACAGGACCCAUCUGCUUAUGACAUGGAUCACUGGCUGCAGACGGAAGUGCGUAGGUUGUUUUUGAACGCAGGUGACAUUUACGACACUCAUUCAAUGGGGAAAGACCCAAGAAUGCUGAGGUACCCUGUGAAAAGACAGAUUCACCAAGGAGGAGAGGCAAUGUCAACCGUAAGGAUUCUGGCGCUUAUCCUAUCCAAGGUGGAGCCAUCAGACAGACUUCCCAUUUUCCAGGAAGUGAAGGGGAUUAUGAGUGAGAAAGUAAACUACAUGCGAGAAGCACGAAAGAUAAUCGAGGCGAUCUUUGGCGGGGGCGGGACGGCCGAUGGAACCACAGACGUGGGGUCCUCUGACGGUUCUACUAAAAAGCCAGACGCAAGCCCUCAGCCACAGGAGACCGACGACACCCUUAAAGUCAAAAUAAUACAAUUCUUGUUAAGACGUGCAAUGGCUGAGGUGAUGUGUAACGCAACAGUUGUCGUCAAGUUGGACGAGCACAAGACACCCUCCUUUCUCCCUCAGGAAUUCGUCAAAGAAAUGCAACAGAAUGAAAAAGUCACGCUCUCGCCCAUCGCCUGCCUGCUUGUCUCCACCGCGCUCCGUUGCCGUGACACGGAUGUCCUGCAGGCGAUAAGGGACGGACGCCUCGCCCGGAUGAUCGUGGCCGCCGAGAUGGUUAGCGAAGGCAUUGCGAAGGUUCUGGAUGAUAGUGAUGGCAAAAUUAGUGCGGUCUUCCAAUUGGCGGGUGACAACACUACAGCUGCCUCUCUAACAGCGAUUGAUGAGAACAAAGUUGCAGAAAUUCAGGGUUUCUUUGACAGAGUUCUUGAAGCCACUGGUAAUAGUGGCAGCACGACUGAUACUACUGUGUGGACAACAACAACCGAAAAUGACAAACAAUCAACAUCUGGAAUACCACAGCAAGAGACUACAACUUUGCCACCUGUGACAUCUGAUCCAAUAAUUGUAACGCCGAGCAAGGCACCAGCUUCAGAAGAGCCCACGGGAAACCCAGUGAUCCCUCCUAAAGAGCAGCUCCCUUCAUCAGAAUACAUGAACUUCAAUGACACGGGGGCCGUCCUGAGUAGUUUCUUAAAUGUGACAGGUGAUCCGUGGUUUCUAGUGACCAAUCGGCCGUUGACAGAGACGUCAGCGGGAGGAAAGCCUGUUACAUCAACGACCUCAGUCCCAACUCAGACUAUGAUAGAGAGCGAGACCAUGAAUAUAUCCGAAGUACAGACUGAAGAGACUCGUAAACCUACAACAUUGCCUAGUGGCUUGACAGUGACUGCUGGAACUUCGGAUUUUCCUUCGACAGUGACUGUCGAGAUAUCAGAAAACCCUAUGACAUUUACUGGCUCUUCUGAUACUGUGACAACAGAUUUAUCUUUCUCAGGCACUACUACAUCGUUUACUGAUGAGACACCAUCCUCUUCAUUGGCAGUGACAGAAGAAACUGUAACUGAAUAUCCAGCAUCAGUGACUGAGGGAGAAACUACUGCCUCAGUUGGUGUAAGUACAGAAAUGACAUAUACUGUGCCAUCAACUGAUGUUUCAAAAUCUCAGACUGAGACGACGACGAACACGUUUGCUUCCUCUGUUUCAGAGUCGACGACUGGAUCAAUGAAUGAAGAAACAGAAGGUGAUGACUUUCUAACUUCAGACUCUAUAGCCAUGGGAAUAACUACAGAAGGGACAGUGACCAUGGAAACAGGAACGACAGAAGCAAUAACAGAGACAACCACAACAGAAGAAUUUUCAAGUGAGUCAGUGACCGAAGCAACAGUUACUGGGGAAUCGACUCCCAUAGAAAUAUUUACAGAAGAAACGGCAACAACAGCAAUCAAUGAGGAAUCAACUCCAAGGGAGACGGCAACAGAGGGAACAGUCACAGAGGAAUUAACUUCCGAAGAGAUGGUAACAGAAGGAACACUCAUCACUGAGGAUUCGACGGACAGUGAGACGGCAACUGAGGGCGCAGUGACGCAGGAUUCGACGGACAGUGAGACGGCAACUGAGGGCGCAGUGACGCAGGAAUCGACGGACAGUGAGACGGCAACUGAGGACGCAGUGACGCAAGAAUCGACGGACAGUGAGACGGCAACUGAGGACGCAGUGACGCAGGAAUCAACGGACAGUGAGACGGCAACUGAGGACGCAGUGACGCAAGAAUCGACGGACAGUGAGACGGCAACUGAGGACGCAGUGACGCAGGAAUCGACGGACAGUGAGACGGCAACUGAGGGCGCAGUGACGCAGGAAUCAACGCCCAGUGCGACGGUAACUGAAGCUGCAGUGACGCAGAAAUCGACGCCCAGCGAGACUAUAACAGAAAUCGUGACUAAGGAAUCAACAUCCGUGACCGAGAUAAUAGAAUCGACUACAGAGGCAACUCCGCAAAUUUUACCACAUGAAAUAGCCGAGGACAUUCUUGCUCCACCAGUGAUUCCUUCAGAAGAGGAUUUACCCAAGACUGAAUAUGAACCCUUGAACGUUCCAGUCGAAUUUAUUCUUCACUUUCUUAGUUAAUUCGCGUAUUAUUGUAGUGGAUUGUCCUUCAGCUGGGUGCGCGAUUGCGUGUGCGAUUGUGUGUUUGUAUGUGGGAUGAGUACUGCUCGCAGGAUGUAACAUGGAUAUAUUUAUUUUGUGUAAUUUUGUGAAUAUUUUACUAUUAUUGAAUUUUAUGUAUCAGUUCAGCUAGUUACCAUGACCAUAGGAAAAUCCCUUUGUAAUAUUUAUAUAUAUCGAUGUAUGGAAUAACAUGAAAAUUUUAAUUAAGAAAUACAAGUGAAUAACAACUGUUAAGCAGGUUACGUCAGGUGGUGUGUGUGUGUGCACGUGAGGGGAAAAAUAUUUAAAUUGUAUAAAAUAACAGCAAGUUGGUACAGAAAGUAUUGAUAGCAUUAUUUGUUGGAAAUAUUGUUUUUAUCAUGUUUUAAGAGUUCAUGUUUUGUUAUUAAAACUUUUAUAUAUGCAA
Molecule: messenger RNA, 3100 nt
Organism: Penaeus indicus
Lineage: Eukaryota; Metazoa; Arthropoda; Malacostraca; Decapoda; Penaeidae
Product: mucin-2-like
Exons: 2
Coding region: 46-2652 (868 amino acids)
Source: RefSeq, a predicted model, not a curated record